AUGGAGCAUGGGUUGCGAUUGCAUCAGGACCACAUUAAGAUUCUCGAAACCAAGAGAUGGGAUAUUGAGAAAUUUGAGAAACAGCUAGCUCAUUCAGAGUCUCUCAUUGAAGAAUAUAACAGCUCAAAUGAGCAAGUCGAAAGGCGCCAAUUACAGCAAUACAAAAGGGAGACUGAAGCCUCAAACGAAAAAACUGCUCUGGGCCGAAUUGCCAAAGAAUUAAGAAGUAUAACUAGCCUGAUAGACGGCCCUGAUGUGCCAAACAAACGAAGUGGCUCCAACGAUUUUCAGAUCAAUGACCUUGUACAUUCUGAUAAAAUAGUGAUGAUGCGUUUUGAGGCUGUAGAAGAGAAGAAUGAGAUGCAUGUUUCCAAAAUUGUGGAAUUGGAAAGAAGGAACGAGAGGUUACAAAGUGAAUUGAGGAAUAGGUCAGCUCGGGCUAUGACUGGCGGACAAAUUUUAGAUAGAUCAGAUCCAAUGGAGCCGACAAAAACGGUUCUUGCUUAA
This is a messenger RNA of Botrytis fragariae, 507 nucleotides long. RefSeq lists its product as uncharacterized. The transcript is spliced from 2 exons. The coding region runs from base 1 to 507 and encodes 168 amino acids. NCBI's taxonomy places the organism in Eukaryota, Fungi, Ascomycota, Leotiomycetes, Helotiales, Sclerotiniaceae. The record is from RefSeq and is a predicted model, not a curated record.